AUGGCUCUUGACAGCAUGUGGGCUUCACCAGUGUCAAUCAUAGGGGAUGGACCUGCCACAAAAGUGAGUGAACAGGUGGCCCUCCAGACACAGGCCCUCCAGACACAGGCCCUCCAGACUGCCUCCUUGAAGGAGGGCCCGGCCAAGAGGGCAGUGUGGGUCCGCCACAAUAAUUCGAAGCGAGAAAACUCUACUAAAGUCACAGUAGCCAAGGACAGGUCCAAGCAUGAUGUAACCACAGCAGUGGUCGUGGACCUAGGCACUGGCUACUGUAAAUGUGGCUUUGCUGGUCUGCCAAAGCCCACCCACAGGAUCUCUACAACAGUUGGCAAGCCCUACAUGAAGACAGCCAAAACUGGAGAUAAUCGAAAAGAGACCUUUGUGGGGCAAGAGUUACUCAAUCCUGAGAUACGUCUGAAGCUAAUCAAUCCUCUUCGACAUGGGAUCAUCUUAGACUGGGAUACAGUGCAGGACAUAUGGGAAUAUCUCUUCCAAAAUGAGAUGAAGAUUUCCCCAGAAGAUCAUGCAGUAUUGGUUUCAGAUCCCCCCCUGAGCCCUCAUACCAACCGAGAGAAGUAUGCAGAAAUGCUGUUUGAAACUUUCCACACACCUGCUAUGCAUAUAGCCUACCAGUCUCGCCUGUCCAUGUACUCAUACGGAAGGACCUCUGGUCUGGUGGUGGAGGUUGGUCAUGGUGUGUCAUAUGUGGUCCCCAUCUAUGAGGGUUAUCCUCUGCCCAGCAUCACCGGGAGGUUGGACUAUGCAGGCUCUGAUCUGACAAACUACUUGAUGAGCCUGCUGAACAGUUCAGGAAAGGCCUUCACAGGGGAGCACAUGGGCAUCCUGGAGGACAUCAAGAAGAAAUGCUGCUUUGUGGCCCUAGAUCCUAUUGAAGAGAAGAAAGUACCACCUGCAGAGCACAUGGUCCAGUACACGCUGCCUGAUGGGCAGGAGAUUAGCCUGUGCCAGGAGAGAUUCCUGUCCACCGAGAUGUUCUUCAAGCCUUCUCUGAUCAAGUCCAUGCAGUUGGGGCUACACACCCAGACGGUGGCCUGCCUGAACAAGUGUGAUGUUGCUCUCAAACGAGAUCUCAUGGGGAACAUUCUGCUGUGUGGGGGCAGCACGAUGCUCAGCGGUUUCCCCAACCGCCUGCAGAAGGAGCUGAGCAGCAUGUGUCCCAAUGACUCGCCGCAGGUCAAUGUACUGCCAGAAAGAGACACUGCAGUGUGGACUGGCGGCUCCAUUCUUGCCUCACUCCAAGGUUUCCAACCGCUGUGGGUCCACCGCAGUGAGUACCAGGAACAUGGCCCUUUCUUCCUCUACAGAAGAUGCUUCUGA
Elephantulus edwardii (Cape elephant shrew) is the source of this 1338-nucleotide messenger RNA. It is a transcript of the gene ACTL7A, whose product is annotated as actin-like 7A. Gene Ontology annotation, cellular component: cytoplasm; nucleus. The coding region runs from base 1 to 1338 and encodes 445 amino acids. The transcript has a single exon. Lineage: Eukaryota; Metazoa; Chordata; Mammalia; Macroscelidea; Macroscelididae. The record is from RefSeq and is a predicted model, not a curated record.